CUGGCAACAACUGGCAACGAUCCUUGAAGAACGAACUUGAGCCUCACACCCCAAGGCCUGGUUAAUUUACUGCCUGGCUCUCUUCCGGUGCCUCCCCUCGAACCUCUCGAACCACGUACUCCAUGCCAAUGUCGGCUCUAAUACAAAUUCCCCGACAAUAUGACUGAAGCGGCUGUAAAUGGAAUCGUCGCUGGCGACCUGGACAUGAAAGCAGCGAAGCUCGCUUUGUCCUCGUCUUCGACUGCCACCAGGAUUGCCCAAUUGCGAACUCUCGAGGAGAAGUUGUCCCAAAAUGCUCUCGACCGUUCCUCAACCGUCGGCCUGCUCAAGGUCCUCUUCUGGACUCACUCCUUUUACUAUGACCGCCCCUCCCGUCGAGCUGUCCAGAAGUGUCUGGUUGCCAUUGCGAAUACCGGGGACCCAGACAUCUUGAGCCCCGUCGUGGCGGCAAUCCGCCAGGAGGCUCAGAAGAAUGCGAUCGCAACAAGCAAUGCCUUCGGCCUGGUCGAGUGGUGCAGCCUUCUCAUGCAACAUUUGUCCGGUACGCCAUUAUGGGACAAAUUUGGGAGGGAUAUUCUUCUGGCCGACGCCGACGCUCUCGAGAAAUGCUUGCAAGAACAGUCAAAAAGUGCCAUUGCGGACUCGGCCCUCGUCAUAACGAGGAGGGGAUUCCGAAAACUCGUAUCUGGGGAAGAAGGCAGGGAAACGGUCAUCAGCGGCGCAGUCGAGGUACUUAGCGCCAAAGGAAGCCAGCCAACGGCGAAGAAUGCCGUCCUGCUUGGUGUUGUUGCUGGUGUUUGUUCUAGGAACUCAGCCGCUAAGCCCAUCUUGGCGAAGCUUAAGGCCUCCUACCUCUCCUUUUAUAUCCGGGAGAUCGUUGGCUCUAGAACGCCCCUACCCAAACAUCUGGCUGGCGGGCUCGGCGAUUUCUUCUCCGCCUUCGUUUCUUACGAGGACUUGGAAACGGACGUCUUCCCGGCAUUGGAAAAGGGGCUUCUGCGAGCCCCUGAAGUCGUGCUCAACGACCUCAUCACGCCCCUCGUGGGUGCUCUACCAACAUCCUUUGAUCUCUCCGAGGCAUUGAGGGGGCGGCUGUUGAAGCCAUUGCUUUCGAAUAUCAAAUCCUCCAGCCCUACCAUCCGCACUGGCGCCGUGUCCGCUUUCAAACAGCUAGUUGCCGCUUCCAAAGACUUUACCGUCCUCGCACAGGUUGCUGACGAGAUCCUGGCGCCCCUGAAGACUGGAAAACUUGCGUCUGCAGACCACAAAGUAUUGCACUCGGACAUGUUGGAAACAUUACCCAUGACCGCCGACAUUGCCUCCAAGAUCGGAACCGCGCUUCCUGCCGUGCUAGGCAAGGAAGGCAAUGAAGCUGCACUGGCGGCCGAAACCUCGGCCCUCAAGACUGCGACGGUUUUCUUACUUUCAGGUGAUGGCGAGGUGCCGAAAGCCCUCGUUGACGCUUACCUGAAAGGCUUGGCCGAGAAGAAGCUACCGAUUCGAAGGAUAUGGAUUCUUCGCACAGGAGAGGUUCUUUACUUCUACACCAGUCGUGAGGGUAGUCUCUCUCCAAAUGCCGUCAAAUUCGCCGAGGCCGUUUUCCCACUGUUGAUGGAGACGUUCAACGAAGUUAUUGCGAACCCACUAGCAGCGUCCCAGAACGGCCUUGUGACUGGCGCCCUGGUCGUCUGCAGUGUGGCCUCUCUGCUCCAGCAGUGCUCCAACUUGGCCCCAAUGGCAAAGAAAUACCAAGUGCUGAAACAUGCUCUCGCCUAUGAACCGAAACCCUCCUUUCUUCUCAGCCCUCGUGUCUACAGUAAACUGACUUCGGAGGACGAUUUCAGGUGGCUUUACCGGGGACUCUCAGCUGUCGCCCCUGGGGUCACCUCUGCUGAACAGUCGGCCGUCAAGUCGGCGUGGUCUCAGGCGUUCAUAUAUUUGAUUUGCUCACCACAAGUCGCCGUCACCACACCCAAAGAGGUAGGUGGCACCACUCUACGCAGAGAGAUAUGUGACGCCCUCACGGGCCUCUAUGCCCGCUCCGGAGGCACUGUCGCAGAGAUGAUCAUUGAUGGCAUCUGGGAUUGGGUGCAAGCCCUGGAAACGGGCGAUAAGGAGAGCGCGGCAGCACUAUCGAGGGCGGAGACCUCCACUCUGUAUCUGGUUCUCAAGGCGAUCUGUCUUCCUCCAAAGGAGUACUCGGAGUUGGAAGGGGAGGAUCUACCAAAGGAGAGGCUGGAGUCCCAAAUGUGCUCCCUUCUCGUGCUGGCGCGCCCUGAACUUCUUCCGCGCGUGAGAUGGAUCGAACUCUGCCUGAGGGUGGAGCUAGACCCUGGAGACCUAGCUCGUAAAUACGAACGGGCACUGCUAGAUCAAGUGGUGCAAAGGACCAGUUUCGAUCAAAAGUCGCCCAGGAUUAAGGAUGCCGCCUUCAAGGCAACCGCCGAGCUUGCCUUCGUCGCCCCAGAGACCAUGACUCCUCGAAUCCUCGAACUCAUCGAGCGGGAUUUGGCUGUCUCCGGCGUCCAGGCCAUUGGUCCGUUGGAAGCAGCAAUAUUCCGGACCCCUGAAGGAACUGCCUUUGUCGAUGUCCUCGCCAAGAAACAGAACGUCGUGCCGAACAAGAACACAAAGGACUACGACACACUAAAGUGGGAAGAAGAGCUCAGGGCCCAGUUAGCGCAGAAAAAGGGGACGACGCAGAAGAAGCUCACGGCAGACGAGUCGGCGAAAGUCAAUGCUCAGCUGAAGAAGGAAUCCCAGAUUCGCGAGAAUGUACGCGGCAUCGCGGCUAGACUGGAGAGAGGAUUUGGAGUCGCCAGAAGCCUCGCCACGGGCCCUCCCACAGAGACGGUCCGGUGGAUUGGUCCCGUUGUGAAGUCUAUUCUGGAUGUCAUGGACGCCGGUGCCUGCCUCGUCACCGGGGACGUGGGGCCAAUGGCUUAUAUCUCCUGCUCUGACUCCGUCACGCAUAGACUGGGCUCUAUCCGGUCGUUCAUCGGAGUCGCUACUCUGAGAGCUCACGAUGUGAGCUCUCUGCCGGCAAAUCUCCAGGAGGAGCCGCUUGGGGAUCUUGUUACGAGAGUUCUGUAUCGGCUACGAUUCGCAGGCGAACAGCGGCCCUUCGACUCGGUCUCCUUGAUCUACAUCUUGCCAUUGCUGCUCCUGAUCCUUCAGAAUGGCGGGUGUGGCGACGCAGCGGAUGAUCGAGACGCCCAGCUAGUCCUGGCCGUCGAGAUUCUGUCAUUCCACACGGACGUGUGUGCCGAUGAGGCAAUACAGCGCGGCGAGAUAAUAUCAACGCUCAUCUACGCCAUGCAACAGUACAGCCAGCACUACAAGAUCAUCAAGGACUGCUUUGCAGACAUAGUCCGCUGCAUUGCCCCCAAUAUCAGCCCGGAAGAGAUCGACGUCCUGUCUCGCGGCUCAAUUGUGCCGGAGACUGCGGUCAGGACAACUGUGCUGCAGUCUAUCAGCGCUGAGAUCGAUAUGAGUGAAGCUGACUUCUCGGAGGAGAUCUGGCUCGCUUGCCACGAUGACCUAGAGGAUAACGUGGACCUCGGCCGCGAGAUCUGGGAGGAGAGCGAGUUCGCAGUGUCGGAAGAAACCCCCGCCCAGAUGCUGCCUUACCUUGAUAGCAAGGACUCGCAGCUCCGGCGAGCUGCUGCCAGGUCCCUGGCUGAGGCUACCACUGUCCACUCGUCGACUCUGGAUACAACUCUGGAGCGACUGAGGGAUUCAUAUAUCGAGCUGGCCAAGCCCCGCACCGCACAACUGGACGAAUUCGGCAUGCCAAAGAAGGUUGACCUGUCGGACCUCUGGGAAUCGAGGCAUGGCAUCGCGUAUGCCUUCAAGGAACUUGCUCCGCAUCUCGGUAAGGACCAGCUCGAGCCAUUCUUCGACUUCCUUAUCGAGGGUGGUCCCCUCGGAGACCAAAAUGCCACGGUUAGGAGUGAGAUGCUCGAGGCUGCGAACGCCGCCAUCGAGAUACACGGAAAGAGCAUCGUCGAGAAGCUUAUGAAGACGUUUGAGAAGACAUUGGAGGUCCCAGACAAGAACUCGGAAGCUGCUGAUAGGGUUAACGAGGCGGUCAUCAUCAUGUAUGGAGCGCUGGCACGACAUCUCGAGCCAGGGGAUUCCAAAACCCCCAUCGUCAUCCAGCGGCUACUUGCUACUCUGAGCACCCCUUCCGAGACUGUCCAAUAUGCAGUCGCCGAGUGCCUGCCCCCGCUCAUCCGUACCUGCGGAGACAAGUCGUCCACAUAUUUUGACCAGAUUCUCAAUACGCUUCUCACUUCGAAGAAGUACGCCGCCCAGCGAGGCGCUGCUUACGGGCUUGCCGGGCUCGUUCGCGGCCGAGGAAUCUGUGUUCUCAGGGAAUCUCGCAUCUUGGUUACGCUAAAGGGGGCAAUGGAAAACAAGAAGGAGGCCCACCAGAGGGAGUCAGCAUUGCUUGCAUACGAACUUCUCUCCACCAUCCUCGGCCGGCUCUUCGAACCAUACGUCAUCCAGAUAGUCCCACAGUUGCUCGCCGGCUUCGGCGACGCCAAUGCAAACGUGCGCGACGCGUCGCUCGCGGCAGCCAAGGCGUGCUUCGGAAAGCUGAGCUCCUUUGGCGUGAAACACAUCCUCCCGACCCUGCUUGAGGGCCUCGACGACCAACAAUGGCGGAGCAAGAAGGGGGCGUGCGACCUUCUCGGCGCCAUGGCCUACUUGGAUCCUCAGCAACUCUCACAGAGCUUGCCAGACAUCAUCCCGCCCCUUACCGCGGUUCUGAAUGACAGCCACAAGGAGGUCCGGAUGGCUGCCAACAAGAGCUUGAAGAGAUUCGGCGAAGUCAUCAACAAUCCAGAGAUCAAGGGCCUGGUCGACAUCCUCCUCAAAGCCCUCAGCGACCCGACCAAGUACACCGACGAGGCGCUGGAAUCUCUCAUCAAGGUCCAAUUCGUGCACUAUCUCGACGCACCGUCGCUCGCCCUCGUCAGCCGCAUUCUCCAGCGCGGUCUCGGAGGUCGCUCCAGCACCAAGCGGAAGGCUGCCCAGGUCAUCGGCAGUCUGGCCCAUCUCACUGAACGGAGGGACCUCGUGGCCCAUUUACCUGUCCUGGUCUCAGGGUUGAAGACGGCGAUCGUGGAUCCGGUUCCGACGACACGAGCCACGGCAUCACGAGCACUGGGGUCUCUCGUCGAGAAGCUGGGCGAGGAUGCCCUCCCAGACCUCAUCCCGGAACUGAUGCAGACCCUCAAGUCGGACACCGGAGCGGGGGAUCGCCUGGGAUCUGCCCAGGCCCUCAGCGAAGUCCUCGCAGGAUUGGGUACGACAAGGCUGGAGGAGACUCUGCCCACUAUUCUUCAGAACGUCGAGUCUUCCAAGGCGGCCGUGCGCGAGGGCUUCAUGUCUCUCUUCAUCUUCUUGCCCGUCUGCUUCGGCAACAGCUUCGCCAACUAUCUCGGCAAGAUCAUUCCGCCCAUUCUCUCUGGGCUCGCCGAUGAUAUCGAGUCCAUCCGGGAGACGGCUCUUCGGGCCGGGCGCCUGUUGGUCAAGAACUUCGCCGUGAGAGCCGUGGACCUCCUGCUUCCCGAGCUCGAGCGUGGCCUCGCGGACGACAGCUAUCGAAUCCGGCUCAGCUCCGUCGAGCUCGUUGGUGCCCUGCUGUUCAAUCUUACGGGCAUCAGUGGUACUGCCGAGCCCGGCGAGGAGGACGAGGAGGCGGUCAAGGAAGCCGGCACUUCUCUGAGAGAGGUGCUUGGCGAAGAGAAGCGCAACAAAAUCCUAUCCGCGCUCUACAUAUGCCGCUGCGACACGGCCGGGGCGGUGAGGAGCGCCGCGGUUGGCGUCUGGAAGGCUCUGGUCUCGACCCCCAGAACCCUGAAGGAGCUUGUUCCUACCCUCACACAGCUCAUCAUUCGACGACUCGGCAGUUCGAACAUGGAGCACAAGGUCAUUGCCAGCAACGCCCUCGGAGAACUGAUCCGCAGAGCUGGCGACGGUGUCCUCUCCAGCUUAUUGCCAACCCUAGAAGAGGGACUUCAAACAUCGACCGACAGGGAUGCCAAGCAGGGAAUCUGUCUCGCUCUGAAGGAGCUCAUCUCAUCGGCAUCCCCCGAGGCGCUGGAGGACCACGAGAAGACGCUCAUCUCGGUCGUCCGGACCGCCCUCACGGAUUCCGACGAGGAGGUCAGAGAGGCCGCUGCCGAGGCGUUCGACUCGCUGCAGCAGAUCCUUGGCAAGCGUGCCGUUGACCAAGUCCUGCCGUUCCUGCUCAACCUGCUCCGUUCCGAGGAGGAUGCCGACAACGCCCUUGCCGCCCUGCUGACUCUCUUGACCGAGACCACGCGCUCGAACAUCAUCCUACCAAACCUCAUCCCUACCCUGAUUGCUCCCCCGAUCUCUGCCUUCAGUGCCAAGGCACUCGCAUCGCUAUCGAAGGUCGCCGGCCCGGCUAUGAACCGUCGCCUGCCGAACAUCAUCAAUUCGCUCAUGGACAACAUUAUCAACUGCACAGACGACGAGCUGCGCGUGGAUCUCGACGAGUCCUUCGACAUCGUCAUCCUGUCCAUCGACGAGUACGACGGGAUGAACGCAGUCAUGAACGUCAUGCUCCAGUUGACCAAACACGAGGACCACCGCAAGAGGGAGGCUACGGCUCGGCAUCUCGCCAAGUUCUUUGCAUCUGCUGAUGUCGACUACUCUCGAUACAACCAAGAUAUCAUCCGGGCUCUCUUGAUCUCGUUUGACGAUAGGGACGCCGGCGUAAUCAAGGCGGCGUGGGCCGCGCUGAGCGAGUUUACCAAGAAGCUCAAGAGGGAAGAGAUGGAGGCCUUGGUCCCGUCAACCAGGCAGACCCUCCUUCAGGUCGGCGUUGCCGGGCACAACCUGGCCGGAUUCGAACUGCCAAAGGGUGUCAAUGCCAUCCUCCCCAUCUUCUUGCAGGGUCUCAUGAACGGCACUCCAGACCAGCGGGUGCAGGCUGCCCUGGCGAUAUCCGACGUCGUCGAUCGAACCAGCGAGGCGUCGCUCAAGCCCUUCGUCACCCAGAUCACGGGUCCGCUCAUCCGUGUCGUCUCGGAGCGGUCGACAGAUGUCAAAUCGGCAAUCUUGCUCACCCUCAACAAUCUUCUCGAGAAGAUGCCCACCGCUCUGAAGCCGUUCUUGCCCCAGCUCCAGCGCACCUUUGCCAAGUCGCUUGCGGAUACUUCUAGUGAUCUUCUCCGCAGCCGCGCUGCGAAGGCGCUUGGUACGCUGAUCAAGUUCACUCCCCGCGUCGACCCGCUCAUCGCCGAGUUGGUCACCGGCUCUAGGACAACCGAUCCCGGUGUCAAGACGGCCAUGCUGAAGGCACUCUACGAAGUCAUCAGCAAGGCCGGCGCCAACAUGGGCGAGGCGUCGCGCUCCGCAGUUCUAGGCCUUAUUGACGUCGAGACGGACGAGCACGACGACAACAUGACAAUCACGAACGCGAAGUUGUUUGGCGCCCUGCUCAAGAACGUGUCGGGAGAAGUGGCCGUCGGUCUGCUGAAGAACCGGGUGAUGGCGAGAGACUUUAGCCACUCGAGCGUCUUGGCCCUCAACGCGGUGCUACUGGAGAGCCCGAAGGCAUUACUGGACUCCCCCCUGGUCGAUGACCUGCCUGAGCUGCUUUGCCAAGGCAUGACCAGCAAUCAUCCAUUCAUCGCCGACAACUUUGUUCUUGCCACUGGCAAGUAUCUCCUCAGCGACACACCCAAAGCAUUUGACGCUACAAAGCCCAUCUUCACGACACUGGCCACGAUAAUUCCGCCAGGAGGCCCGACCGACACUCGGCGUCUCGCACUGGUCCUCGUGCGGACCCUCUCUCGCGCCCACGCAGACAUGGUGCGGCCACAUCUCGGCCUCCUGGCCCCGGCCGUCUUCGCGUCCGUCCGCGACACCGUCAUCCCCGUCAAGCUGGCGGCCGAGGCGGCGUUUGUGGAGCUCUUCUCGGUCGCCGACGAGGGCGGCAAGGUGUUCGACAAGUGGAUCGCGGCGGCCGGCGCGGACCUGCCGCCGAACACGAAGCGCAGCAUUCAAGACUACUUCAAGAGGGUCGGCCUGCGGCUGGGGGCCCAGGUCAUGGAGAGGAGGGAGGCCGAGGGGGGCGCUGGCGGGCUGGGUCUGGCCAAUGAUGAGGUCGAGGAUGAGAAGGAGAUCUGGAGUGUGGGGAAGGUGGAUGUUGGAGCUGAUGUGUUUGGGAAGGAGUAGUAGUAGCCUGAGCCUGAAGCCUGAAUCUCUUAUCUGGGUGACAGCGCGGUGACUGGCAUGAGCUGGGUUCCUUCUAUGGGAAGGCACAUGCCCCAUGUGCCCUAGUUGAGGGCGAAACAAGUGUUGAUUCAUGUGCAUCAGAUAUGUGCUAAUGAUUAAAAAGUCUGUGGCUUACGAUGCGCAUUAUUCCGACCAUUUUCUAUUGAGAUUUUUAUCG
Phialemonium atrogriseum is the source of this 8437-nucleotide messenger RNA. RefSeq names its product ARM repeat-containing protein. Gene Ontology annotation, biological process: cellular response to amino acid starvation; regulation of translation. Lineage: Eukaryota; Fungi; Ascomycota; Sordariomycetes; Cephalothecales; Cephalothecaceae. The transcript has 4 exons. Gene Ontology annotation, cellular component: cytosol. The record is from RefSeq and is a predicted model, not a curated record. Bases 160 to 8220 code for a protein of 2686 amino acids. Gene Ontology annotation, molecular function: protein binding; protein kinase regulator activity.